This is a messenger RNA of Prorocentrum cordatum, 726 nucleotides long. The record is from the annotation of a GenBank genome assembly. NCBI's taxonomy places the organism in Eukaryota, Dinophyceae, Prorocentrales, Prorocentraceae.
AUGCCUCCCCGCCCCGUGCUGGCAGUGCAUGUUUCUGCUGUGAUGCGCCUCCUGGUGCUGCUGGGACCCGAACGCGCCGCCCGCGGCACGCUCGCGGAGGGCCCGCGCGACGCCCCCCGCUGGGGGGAGGUCCUGCCGCACGCUCUCCCGCAGCCGGCCCGAGGGCCAGCCAAGGCCACGCCGCGCGUGCGGACGGAGCUCGGCGCCCGCGCGGCGGCCGGGGCCGAGCUCGGCGUCGCCGCCGCGGUCGGCCUGGGCCCCGGGGGCACGGCGCGCCUCGCCGGGCCGGGAGGCGUGCCGGAGGAGUGGCGGCUCUUCGACCCCGUGCGGGCUGGGAGCACCUCGUCCGUGGUGCGGCCCGACGGUGCCGUCGAGACACUGGUCAGAGCGUCCUCGGCGAUCACGCUCGCCUCGCCUCUGGCGACCGCGUUGUGGAAGGGCGCGGGUCUGGCCAAGGUCUCGCCCGACGACUACGUGGACCCCCCCCCCCCGCGGUGGCGCGUGCCCUGCCAGCGCCGCCGUGGCCAGCGCGGGCGAGUGUGGCGCGGCGGCGGCCGCCUUCGGGGUGGCCGCGGGCCGCUUCUGGCAGGUCAGCGCCAGCCACCUGCCCUCCGGGUGCUCGACGCGAGUGGGACGUGGCUUCGUCUGGAACACGAGCCCCAGCGGCAACGCUUCGGGCGGCGAGCUGGUCCCAGUCUGCCGCAGGGGAUCCUCGGGCGGCGCUGA